AUGGCCCCAUCUCGCAUUGAAAACUCCGCCGAAUCAAAGGCCGCACCUAUUGCUUUCACUCUCGACCAGCUCCUUCGUGAGAAGGCCGCCGCAAACCCUAACCAGCAAUAUCUGUCGUACCCCCGUUCUGGACUCGACUAUGUCCACUACACUCUUUCAGAUAUCGACAGCUUUGCAUACAGGGCCGCAAAGAAGUACUCGAAAUCUACACCAGCACGUUCAAAAUCGUCCCAGCCAACUCGUGUUGUAGCUCUUCUCGGUGCCUCUAAUCUGGACUACCUCGUAUCAGUAUACGCACUGUCAAAGCUUGGAUUGACCAUCCUGUUCUUGUCAACGAGAAUUUCUGAUGCUGCCUAUAAGCACCUUUUUCAGAAGACGAACUGUUCUGAUAUUAUUAUUCAGCCUGCCUUCGAGAAGACAAUCAACCGUGUCAGAGAUGAUUACCCACUCCCGUUGAAUGUUAUCAAGAUGGUAGAUAGCUCAAUCUAUAACCCUUCGGGGGCGCAGAACAUCCCCGCCGAGAAUACUGGUUUCGACCACGGUUUCGACCAUUCUUUGGAGACUGAAAAGCCGCUAUGGAUCAUCCACUCCAGCGGAUCCACUGGUCUUCCAAAGCCAGUGGCUUCUACCCACAGGGCUGCGCUCAGCACCGCCAGACUUCUUUCUGCCACUACCUUAAAUGCGUUUAUCACACUACCAUUGUUUCACGCAUAUGGGGUUAUUUCCGUCACUGGAGCUCUUUCUGCUGGCAAAACAAUCGCAAUGUUCAAUGCCGAUCUCCCAGUCACUGGACCUUCCAUUGUAGAGAGCAUGACUACUCUAAAUACGGAGCUCUUCUAUGCUGUCCCGUACGCUUUGAAGCUGCUUGCAGAAACUGAGGGCGGUGUUGAGGCGAUGGCUAAAUGUCAUAGAGUUGUAUUUGGCGGAGCUAGUUGUCCUGAUGAUCUCGGUGAUAACUUAGUUUCCAGGGGGGUGAAUCUUGUCAGCUACUACGGAUCUACUGAAAACGGUAUCGGCUUAUCAUCCCUCCGCGAAGAAGGCGAUAACGAAUGGAACUACCUCCGCCCUCUCCCAUCCUUCAACAAAUACUCUCAGUGGGAGCACGUUACUUCCAAUAUCUACGAGCUUGUCAUCAAAGGCGGCUGGCCAUCACAAUCACUCACCAACCGUCCCGACGGCUCCUAUGAGACUCACGACUUGUUCCUACAGCACCCCACAGACCCCAACAAGUGGAAAUACUAUGGGCGUCUCGAUGAUACCAUUGUCCUCUCUAACGGUGAGAAGGCCAAUCCGGUCACUCUUGAACUCUUUGUAAGGGAAAAUCCAUAUAUCAAGGAGGGUCUCGCGUUCGGCGCCCAGAGGCCCCACUUGGGAAUGUUGUUGGUUCCAAGUGAGAAGGCUGCAGGGUUAAGUCGUGAUGAGCUUGUUGAAAAGAUCUGGGAGUCUGUGGAGGCCGGUAACGAGAACAUGCCCGGGUAUGCGAAGAUCUCGAAGGAGAUGAUCGGUUUCCUCCCGCCUGGUGUAGAGUACCCAAGAACCGACAAGGGUACCGCUAUCAGAGCUGCAUACUAUGCAAAGUAUGCCAAUGAGAUCGAUGCUCUUUACGAUGCUUUUGAGAACCAUGCCGCACAGGAUGGUCUUGAGCUUUCGGAGGAGGAGACUAAGCAGUUUAUCAAGAAAGAGCUAGUCAAGAUCCUUACGCUCGAUGAUGCUUCAAAGCUCCAGGAUGAUACCGAUUUCUUUUCCCUUGGACUUGACUCUUUGGGCGCUAUGCAGAUUCAAGGAAAGAUUGUUCGUGAGCUGAAGACUGGUGGGAAAAUCGGCCAGAACGUUGUCUUUGAGCAGCCAACUCUUAAGAAAUUGGCAGGGUACCUUCACCGUCUUAGAACUGGUGAGAGCGAGCAGAUCGAUUCUCAGAGUGAGUUGUUGCAGCAAUUGAUUGAGAAGUACUCGGAUCUCCCUCAACAUGUUCCUGGAAAUUCCAAGCCGGAUGGUGAUUACAUCAUUGUUACCGGUGCUACUGGAUCUCUUGGUGCCCAUAUUGUCGCUCAGCUUGUAGCUAAAGACACUGUGCGCAAGGUCUACUGUCUCGUCCGUGCUAGCUCCCUAGAGAAGGCCAGUGAGCGUACGAUUCAGUCUCUCAAGGAUCGUCAUAUCUACAACACCCUCACCGCCUCUCAGCUGUCUAAAAUUGCCGCAUUCCCCUCGGACUUCAGCCAGAAGACCCUUGGUCUCUCCUCUGAGAUCUACGAGGAGCUGCUUGACAACGUCAACAUCGUGAUCCACUCUGCCUGGUCCGUCAACUUCAAUAUGGAUGUGACCUCAUUCGAAGCCCAGCACAUUGGUGGUUCCCACAAUCUCAUGACGCUCUGUCUGAGCUCCCGCCGCGCCACUCCCGCAACAUUCAACUUCUGUUCCUCUAUAUCUUCUGUUCUCAACACUGACUCCAAGACCAUCGCCGAGGCUGAGCCCACUACAUUCGAAAAUGCAAUGCCCAUGGGUUAUGCUCGCUCUAAGCUCGUCACAGAGAAGGUCUGCGCCAUUGCUGCCCGCAACACGACCCUGCCAGCUCGUGUCCUCCGUAUUGGACAGGUCGUUGGUGACACCAUCCAUGGCUGCUGGAACGCCACCGAGGCUAUCCCACUCACCAUCCAGUCAGCACUCACAAUCGGAUGUCUUCCUCGCCCCGUCACUGAUGAGAUUGUCUCGUGGCUCCCAGUCGAUAUCGUGGCCAGCACCAUCAUCGACCUCUCAUACCUUUCUGCUGAGGAUGUUGCACGAGAUGCCUUCUUCAAUGUAUCCCACCCUGGUCUUACAUCGUGGAACAAUGACUUCCUUCCUGGUCUCCGCGCCGCCGGGUUGAAGUUUGAGGAGGUGACACCCACAGAAUGGCUCAAGAGGCUCAGCGAGUCGAACCAGGACCCUGCAGUCAACCCGCCAGUCAAGUUGUUAGAAUUUUUCGGCGCCAAGUAUGGGCAGGAUACGGUUGAGAGUGUGCCAUACUCUCUCACGGAUAAGAGCCAGAAGUACAGCACCAGCUUGGGUCAAUGCAAGAAGGUUGACGAGGCGUUGAUUGGAAUAUUUUUGAAAUUCUGGCAGGAGCAGUGCUGGUAG
This is a messenger RNA of Morchella importuna, 3114 nucleotides long. RefSeq lists its product as uncharacterized. The record is from RefSeq and is a predicted model, not a curated record. Gene Ontology annotation, molecular function: phosphopantetheine binding. The coding region runs from base 1 to 3114 and encodes 1037 amino acids. The transcript is spliced from 3 exons. Lineage: Eukaryota; Fungi; Ascomycota; Pezizomycetes; Pezizales; Morchellaceae.